Molecule: messenger RNA, 11449 nt
Organism: Pelobates cultripes (western spadefoot toad)
Lineage: Eukaryota; Metazoa; Chordata; Amphibia; Anura; Pelobatidae
Source: the annotation of a GenBank genome assembly
GCCAGUUCCGCAGGAUUCUGUUGGCUGUGAUCAGUCGGGCUUUAUUCAUGGCCCAUGGAGCCGUGCUGGUAUGGAGAGUGGUAGUAGUGAAAAGUAACAGUCUCUACUGGUUGCUACUGAUCGGCCUUCUUCUCUUGAGCAUUGAGAUGGUCGUGACGUUGAAACUAACUAGGAAAGGAGAAUGGAAAUGGUAACACUGCAAACUAAAAGCCUAACUAACUAUAUAUUGGCCACCCCAGUCUAAACACAUUAUACAACGUGCAUAAUAAUAACCCAUUAAAUAUUACAGGUAGAUAAUACAUUAGAAGAUGAAUAGAAGACAUGGGUAUAAUCUUGGAUUUUCUGAGGUUAAUUAUCCUUUAUUAUUACUGUACAAUAUUUUAGAUUUGAUAAAUCGCUGGGAAAAUAAUUCUUAUAAGCAGAUGUCAUCACAAAACAUUUAUUAACACAUUAAAUAACUAUUUAAUUUUGAAUAAAUAAAUGAAGAGGAGACAGACUAAUACUGUCUAGGGUUUAUUCACCAGGAAUUGUGGAGGACUGGGAAAGGAAAUUGCAGAUAAGGCAAAAUCGUGGAAAAAUUGCUUCGUUUUCCAUUUUUGCUUACUGAUUCUACUACUUUGACCUACAUUUUGCAAUCCCCUUUGCCUAUUCUCUAUAUUAAAUUAAAUGUGCAGAUUUAAAAAAAAAAAAAAAAUAAUUCACCUAUAAUAACACCUUGGUUAUUUUAAUCUGAAUUUUGGGAUUCUGUUUUCAGUUUAAUGCAGUUCAGUGAAUAGGCCCCAUAGUCUCUUUAUAUUAGGGUAGUAAAGCUAAUUGUACAGUUGUCUGUCCAGUUCUUACUUUGCCUCAAAAAUACAAAUUACAGGGUCACUCAAGGCACCAUCACAACUUUGUAUAAUCACAAGGCUGAUGGUGCAUGGUACAUCCCGAGUCUCUCUCUGCUCUGAGAGUGCAUUAGAACUGCAGAGAUGCAUAAAGCGUUCAGGGCUGUUUGUGUUAUUUUUGGCCAAGUUAUCUAUGCAGCGUCUCCACACCUCGUGCGCACCUUGAGCUGAGCUGUAAAAACUAAUAGCAGAUGCGGUAUGUCUGCUAUCCGUUUACAGAGCAAUUCCUCUCAUUCUAGGCAAUAAGUGAAGCUAUAUUGAUUAUCCCAUAAACCUUUGCUGUACAGAAGUCUAUAGUUUGGAAAGAUGCUGCCUGCAGAUGGAGGCAGACCCACCAAACUGAGCAGGGAAACUUUUAAGGUGGGAAAUUCCAAAAUGUGUAAUAUAAUUUCAUUAUAACAAAUAGGGGGUCUUUUCUACUCAAUAUUUGUCUUUAACCCCUUAAGGACCAAACUUCUGGAAUAAAAGGGAAUCAUGACAUGUCACACACGUCAUGUGUCCUUAAGGUGUUAAUUGUAACAAUGCUGCUUAAAACUGUUACUUAGUCCAACUGGAUUUGGUCCAACAAAAUAGAAACUAAGCAGCCACCAACCUAGUCCCAUUUACAAUAUAGAUGCAUUCAACUGAGUACUCCAAACUUUGUGUGUGUGUGUGUGUGUGUGUGUGUAUAUAUAUAUAUAUGUGUGUGUGUGUGUGUAUAUAUAUAUAUAUAUAUAUAUAUGUGUGUGUGUGUAUAUAUAUAUAUAUGUGUGUGUGUGUGUGUAUAUAUAUAUAUAUAUAAAUUGGGGGCUGCAUUGAAAAUAUUGGCCUUGGAGCAGCAAGGAUGGUAAAUCGAGCCUUGCCCGCUGUUGUGGUUAUGGUUGCAGGUGUUCCCUGGCACCAUUGGAGGAUCCAGGGGGUGGGCAAUGGGGCAAUUGAGCCCCCCCGAGAUUCUCCCCUGGGCUGGCAUUGUCCAAGUGCCAGCCCUGCAAUGUGCCUGCGGACCGGGGAGGGAGAUCAGAGCUCAGACAUCUCCCUCCCCGGUCCGCAGGCACCGUGCUGACAGCCGGCAGGGGAGGGAGAGGGAGGAGAGAGGACCCGGGAGCUCUUACCUGCAGCUCCUCCGGGUCCUACUCUUGCGAGCACGGAGCGUUACCGCGGCAACGCUCCAAAUCUCGCGAGAGUGAACCUGGAGCAAAGGGCUAGAGUUCACCUCACCACCACUGGGACCACCAGGGAAUCUCCACCGGACCACCAGGGAUGGAGAAAUGUCCCCCCUCCUCCUCAAUAAAGGUAAGAAGGGAGGGGGAACAUAAUUAUAUUGAUUUUAUUAAAUAUUUUUUUUUAAAUAUAUAUAUUAAAAAGCCUCCCUACCCCCCUCACCCCCCUAUACACACACUGCACACCCAUAGACACAUUUCCCCCCAUACACACACUGCCCCCCAUACACACACUGCCCCCAUACACACAUUGGCCCAUACACACACUGCCCCCCAUACACACACACUGCCCCCCAUACACACACUGUCCCCCAUACACACAUUGCCCCACACAUACAUACAGUGCCCCCCAUACACACACUGCCCCACACACACAUACAGUGCCCCAUACACACACUGCCCCACACACACAUACAGUGCCCCCCCAUACACACACUGCCCCACACACACAUACAGUGCGGUUGAACGGUUUGACUACUUACUCUGGGAUGGGAUCCUGGCACUACUGGCACCAUAACUACUAUACUGAGCUGUAGUGGUUAUUGUGUCUGGAUUAUUUAUUUAAAUAAUCUACAAGUGCCCCUCCCGAGAUCAGGCUCUGGAUCCGCCACUGCCUGUCACCAUCCCACACUCUCAGACAAUGAGCAUUAGAGCAUGGUCCUAUAUCAGCCAUGCUUUGUUUUACAGAGAUAGCUGAAUUAUCUUGAUGCAUGUGAUGCGGGUGCAAGGGACUACACAGGUACGUAAUCAAACCAUGCAGAAACGUUGACAUCUUACUGUGGGAUGGCUUUUAAAACUGCACUACAGCAAGUGUACAGAACUGUUGGAGAAAGAGCCAAGUGACACAGCAUUUCCAUGUUUGAUGCCCAAGUGUACAUGCACACGAGACAUCAUAGAAAUGACAGUUCUGCGUUAAAGAAACAUCUAAAUUAAAAAACAAUCUACCAUUACUGAUUACCAAUAUAAAACAGACGUACAAUAAUUGUAUCUGCUGAAAGGUUUCUAUGUAAUGUUCCCGCACGAACACAAAGAAAAUGAUAGUUUGUUCGUUCUAUACGUAAAAUUGUACGUCAGCACCAAAUCUCUACUUACCUUUAAGAAAGUCUGAAGCAUUAGUCACGGGUAAAAGAAUUCACUGUUACCUUAGUGAGUCAUUAAAAUAUGCAGAAUCCAUUUUAACAAUUGGUUUUUGAUGGAAAUUAAGAGCUUCAUUUUGAUGUAUUUUCGCAAUAAGCGGUCAUCAUCCAUAUUUAAAAGAUUAGGUUUGCAUAUCUUCAUUUUCUUCUUAAUCAGUCUGGGCUCAAUUACCACAGCCUGAUGGUACAGAUUUGAUAUAAUCAUCGUCUGAAAGGCACCUUUCUUUGGUGAACUGUCUUUCAUUUCCAUUUACCUUUGAGCAUUAAAUAGAGUAAAGUAUUCUCAUUUUCCUUACUAAUAUAAUUUCUCUACAUAAGAUCACUCCUGCUGUAGUUUACAUAAAUUAUGUAGAUGGCUCCAAUUAGAAGUAUAAAAUUUGUCUUGACAGUACUACGCUGUUAUGGAAAAAAGAUUGAAUCAUUUGCAAGUGCAACACAAUCCUUUUAAUAUUUACUCAGGGGCUAUAUAUAUAGAUCUAUAUAUUUGUGGUCAGAAACAUAUUAGUAAUAAGCGUAAAUCGUGUUAAUGCAAAGUUGGUUGGGGUGUGCCGUAACCAACGUACGGGUAGGCCUGACUUAAAAUAGGACAAAAGGUAUCAAAGAAAAACAUACUUUAUCGCAGAAAAUUUACAGAGUUAAACUUUUACAAGUUUUCCUCAUUCCUUUCUCUGGAUGGGGAAUAUAUCGAUUAUAGACUGAGGAUUUCCAUCUCCCCAAUCUCUUGAUAAUGCGCACUGGGGUGUCGGUGCUGAAAGUGUCGGAAGGUGCACCUAUUCUAAACGAAUGACCUGAGAAUGAUGCUGGGUUAAAACCUAAAUUCAAGAGUAGGGUCCUGUUAUAGAAGAUGAAUUUAGCAGUAGUAAGUGCUUGAAGUGAGAGAAGUGGUGAGUUAUAUAUGAUAUGAUCGAGUAUGGACAGGUAGGAGUCAAGUAUUUUAACCGGGCACCACUUGUUCCCGGUGGGAUACAGCGGGAUAGUGGAUGGCUGAUUAGUGUGAUUCGUUUUAGAGAUUGUGGUGUGUCUUAAUAGUUGAUAUUUUUUUUUCCCAAAUUUUUUUUUUUCCAAAGUGCAAUGCUUACAGUUUUGAGACAAUGCAAUAAGGUACAAUCAAUAUUGAACAUGAGUUUUCAACAAACUUGUGUAAGCUAACCUCUGUGGUCUUGUCAUUAUAAAAGUGAGCAAUCAAAGCAACAGCGGUAAUUGAAAUAAAUAGCAGUAAACUUGUUUUUAAAGGGGGAUAAGAAUGAGAUGAGAAUCGGUCUUCCUUCCAUGGGUGUUGGUAAGGCGACUGAAUAGAAUAGGGGUGGGGGACGUCAGGGAGUGUUUAGUAGACUUUCAAUGGGGUGGUGGGUUACGGGUCUGUCUUCUGGUCUCCGUUACCAAGUCCUGUAUGUCGCCCAUCAGGGUUUUGGUCUGGUUAUGCAUAGACCGUCAUGUAGUCGGUGUGGUGAGCAGGAUGCGAGUUGCUUGGUCCUCUUGAGGAGCCUGCAGUAGUGUUUUCGCUGUGAUUCAUACCAUGCUUGGGCCCAGGUCGUGUUGAACCGAAUGAGGGAUAUCUGAUAUUUUAAGGCUUAAAAAUGAUGUUUGUUUGUUUUGCUACAGUAAACUCUCGUGCCGCGUCAGUCAUGAUAAAGGGUGAUAAGUGAGAAAGAGGUGGGAUAAACAUAGAAAUACUAUUCCAAGAUAUUAGAAAAUGGUGCCAAAUGCGUAACUCCGCUCUGGCUGGGGGGUGUAGGAGAAAGGUGGCACCAUCAGACAAGCCGGGUAGGAGACAAAGAAGCCUGGAAAUGAACACCAUACCAUGUGGGAUGAUUCGCAUAGCAAAAUUUUACGAGCCCAGUAAAGACUGGAGAUCUCUGCGAGUACACGAACCAACCCGCAGGAAUCAGCCCAAUUCCUCUUGGAUGCGUACCAAUUUCUCAUCUGGGAGGCUUGCCUGAAAUGCCACUGUGUCCAAGCUGAUACCCAGAAACACCAAUCUGGUAGAUGGUCCAAGAGUUUUAUCAGGUGAAACAGGGAAAAAAAGAGCUGUGGUGCUGAAAAUACUUUGUGGCGUCUGUGUACCAGAUUCCACCAGUAAAAAGUUGUUAAGGUAGUGAAUCACUUUGUGACAUCGGACGACAUUAAGGAUAUUAAGGAGCAUAGCGUUUCUUUGAAAAUAUUGAACAGUUUCAGGAUGCUCCUGAACCAAAAGUCAAUCUAGUGUAAAAGUAAUAAUUUCAACUCCUCUUAAUACAAUGAAUAUGCCACAUGGAUGGGUGGAUUGUGAAUCUGCUUGUACGCAUUGGAGAUGUCUGUUUUGCUUAGCAGAGAGUGCUUACCCAUGUGCCUGAAUGGCAGAAUCCAUGGUGGCGUAAUGGAUGGAGAAUUCUUCAGCUGGGAUGAGUGAGUUAAUGCUUAGUGUAUGUGAAGAAUGAGGAGCCGAAAGAUAAAAAAUAAGCCAUUUUUUAUUGGAGGAUUUGUUUGAUACAACACCGAUGGGGUUCGAGCGCCAUAACUGAAAAGGAGGAUGGGUGAAGGGGCCUAGCAAAAAAACCUAACUGGACUUCCUUCGCCAGUAGAGUAUCUACUGCUGUGGGAUCAGAGUAAGCCGAUAACAGGUUGGGGCACUCAAGUGUGCCGGAUGAGAGUGCAACUAGACCUGUGUGAAAACCCUCAUAAAAACCAGACACCAAGAAAUCCACCAGGUGAGGAGAGGGUUGUGAUCUCAAGUGAUAAGUGAGUUUGUCCAAAUUAACCACCGUAAGUCAUUUCCUGAUAAAAAGCUUGGAGGGGCACAUAGAUUUAGCGUGUACCCUAAAGCAUAUAGAACAGAUGUGCUAAAACCGACAUGCACUGUAAUUGCAGGUACCCGCAUUAAAGUUGUUGCCUUACCCAGGAAAAUGAUGGGUCUGCCCAGUUUAUCCUUCUGGCCCCAAUCUUGACCCACGGAGGAACCUGGAUUGGCACGUGCCGGGGCUGAGGAAGUGGAAAGUUCAGCUUCGCAGGGGCACAAGUUGGUGGAAUGAGAGGAAGAUGAACAAACCGCACAAGCAGGGGGCUUCAAGCCAGCGAAAUGCCUGCAAAACAGCUUUGUGUCCCCAGCUAGUUUAAAUAUUAAACUGGGCCAGAGCUUGAGGUAGUCGUAAAAAGCAAAUCCACCAACUUGUGCAAGUAGAGAUCCUGUUCCUCCCGCCUCUGGGGGUACACAGAACAGAUCAUGUCCGUGUAGAGCCCAAAGGCGAGUAUGAACUUGGGGAUUGAUAGUUUUUUAUUUAGUCUAGGAUCCCUGGCCUUAAGGACCACAGACAAAUCCCUGUAGCUGUAUGUCCUGUUUUUUAUAAUGUCCUGUAAAGCUAUUAAUAGUGACACCAAGUUGACAUCCUUACCAUCAAGAAUGUCUUUCCUGAUGGCGGGGGAGAUCAAAUGUUCAAGUGUGAUAAUGUGACGGAAGAGUAGACCCAGUGCUUAAACCACCCUGUGUGACUGUAUCCUCAGCUGGCUUAUCCGCAGAGGCCUGAGGAUUCUGGUGAGCAGUUUCCAGCACUGUCAAAAGGAGUCGAACACUAUUCAUGAACAUACGAAAACCGGGGAAAGCCCCUGAAGUGGGCGCUCAUGAGAACGCCUCGCAUUACCUUCCAAAACUGAUUCCCCACCCCUGCUUUAGAAUGACAAAGCAGUUGUAGUUAGAAAACAUCUGGGGAUCUACCUUUCGGGCACCUGAAUAUAUCUCAAUACCAUCCAUUUAUGUAUCUUAUAGGACAUCACUCUCUGUAUAUAUACGUCCCAGAUAAUUCCCCAGGUAUCUGCAUCUCAACAUCUGUAUGUCAGGCCCCAUUUUUGUUUUUAACUUUUUUUUUUUUUUUUAUAAGUCGUACCUCAGCUGUAGUUGAGAGAGACACUCCACUAAAGCUAGGGCAUCACGGACCCCAUUUGUGUUUUAGGUUAUAUAAGUAUAUUUUAUUUAUUGUGUCCUUUUAGCACAACAGAAGAGAGAAUAACACUGUGCUGCUCUGCCAUCGAAAGACUUACUUUCACCUAUUUUCAUAUUUUCUCUCUACUAAGUUUCGUUCAUCAGAAAUGUUGCCUUUCACCAUGAUAAACAAUUUUAGAAACCUUUACUUUUUUUGUCGACAAUUUCUUAAAACCUGUUCAACGGCCAUUUACUAAAUUUAGGUUCUAGAUAACCUGAUUUUAAUUUGAGCUUAGAGGCCAUACAGCAAGCAAGCAUUUCAUUCUUCCUGCAUAUUCUAAAUCUGAUACCUAGUCAGAAUGUUUGAAGAGUCCCUGGCUCUAAUCCUCUAGCAGAUUUUAGCAUUUUGAAAAAAAUAAUUUUUUAUAAAUAUAAAUAGAUAUUUAUUUUAAAUUUCAGGUUACUUGCUUAAUUAAAUAUUGUGAUGCAAUAUCAUCCAACACAACACUGAAAGAUCAUUAGAUAUUCAAUUGACAAUUACAGCAAAAUUAAACCCCUUAAAACAGAACUGUCACUGUCUGGGGACUUUGCAAAAUUGUAACAUACCCCCGGCAGUAACGUCGCUGCUGGUGGCUGGGGGGAGCAGGUAAAGGUGAGUUUUAGUUUUAUAUACCUGAACCUGGUGAUGCAGGUAAUGCCAUCCUCUACCAGCCCAGCCCUGUACUGCUGAUUGUGCUUUAGGGUCAGAAGCAGAUGCAUGCGCGAGUGUACAGCAUUGAGAUCUAUUGAGGAUCCCAUGAGACCCUCCAUGUAUAGAGCCAACUCCAUGCAGCUGUCACUUGUGACCACUGUGGGAUUGAUGCUUUUUAACGGUGCCCAGUGUCAAGAAGUGUCAGGCAUAGGGAAAAUAAAGAGACAGUCAAAAGAUGUCUCAGGAUAUAUUUUGUCUGGGUUAGAAUUUCAGUAAAAUGCCAACAUAGUCAAUAUGAGUAUAUCAGAAAGAUUAAGGGGUGUGCGAGUGCUGCUUUAACGCGGCACUGUCAUGGCCACUUAUUUUAACCCCUCUCCCGACUCCACUACAUUUAAUUGUCCCCCUAGUAACCCACAAAUGCCCUUUGGUUCCCCAUUUUACUCUUUUUUUUUACCCUUAGAUUUCAUGCCCAGAUCUUGUCAUGGGUGCCGCCAUCUUAGUGUGGGCAGAUGAAGGCCCUGUUGGACACGUCAUCUGCCAAAACUAGACAGCGCUGAAAAUUCCUGACCAUGCCCAGUUCAGCUUGAAAAAUUCGGAUAGGAAUUUCGGCUAUUCGUUAAUUAAUCAGAAAGACAAAUGAAUGGAAAUUACAAAGAACAAACGGUAUUCAAACCAACAAAGACCAUUAGUUCAGUUUAUUACAAGGAUGGAGCUACCGGCUCUAUUUUCAAUAUGUAAAAAUAGAAGCAACGGGUAGCUCUGCUCACCGCCAAUUCCUAAAUUUCUGUGACCACAGGAAAUGGAGCAGAAGGUCUAGUGUAGAAAAAAUAAAUAAUACAAAGGAGUCCCUACUUUGUCUUAUGUUUUAAAGAGCAUUAGAUCAGUUAGGAAGAAAAGAAGAACAGAUUCUGAGAGUGGAAGAGAAGAGGAAGCGAUUGGGGAAAGGUAAGUUUGGUGUGACAGUGCCACUUUAAGGACUAAUGGAUUUCAACGAAAUCUGGUCACUGAAAAUCCUAUGCCAAUUUGUAAUGCUUUGCUUAUUUAUAUAAAAGUCUAUAGAGCUCUGUCAUUAUUAAAUGAGGGGGAAAUGGAAUUCUGUUAAAGGAUCUUUAACGACUGGUUUAUUGCAGAGGGAUUAUUCCUUCGUUGGUUAUAAAGUGUUAAAAUAGCCUGGUUAAACGAAUAAUACAAUAAAAAUUCACAUGAUGGAACUUUUCAAAAAUGUAAUAGUGAACAAUAUUAUCUUCUGUAGGUUUUCCCCAAUGGUUUUUCUCUAUUUGAGUUCAACAAUCCCCUCUGUCUUUCUCUUGGAACUUGAGCUGCUUGAAACCAGAAUCUUAAUCUCCAACUCAACCAUGGAUCAAGAUACUUUAGAACAGGUAUCCAUUUUUAUUUACCAUUGUUGUAAAGUACCUAUAUUUUCAUCAGUAGCUGGGCACUGUUAAAGAGUUACAAAUAAAUAAUCAAUAAAUUAAUAAAAGAAUAACAAUUAAAAAGUAGUACCGGUAAGAUUAUGUGUGAAAGUCAACUUAAAGGGACGCUAUAGUCACCAAAACAACGUUAGCUUAAUUAAGCAGUUUUAGUGUAUAGAUAAUGCCCCUGCAGUCGCACUGCUCAAUUCUCUACCGUUUAGGAGUUAAAUCACUUUGUUUAUGCAUCCCUAGUCACACCUCCCUGCUUGUGACUUACACAGCCUUUCAAAACACCUACUGUAAAGUGAGAUCUGAUGUUUACAUUUCCUUCAUUGCACAGUCUGUUUAAAUUAGAUUUUCUUAUCUCCUGCAGUAUUAAUAGUUGCUAGUCUUUGCAAGAGCCUCCUGUGUGCAUUCAAUUUACACAGCAGGAGAUAAAAACUUCUAAACCAAGUUAACAUCUGGUUGAAAAUUAAACUUUUUUUUUUUCAUGCAGGCUGUGUGAGUCAUGGCCAGGGGAGGUGUUGCUAGGGCUGCAAAAACAGAAACAAAAUGACUUAACUGCUAAAUGGUGGAGAAUUUAGCAUUUAUUUACCAAAACUGCUUCAUUAAGGUAAAGUUGUUUUGGUGACUUGAUUUGGUGUCAAGUGACUGAGUCUGGCUAUAGGUUGUAGUAGUUUAGGUAGCCAAAGUCAGGAUAUUUUAGAGAUGGAUAAUAGUGCUGUUACCACAACCACAAAAUGAAAGAUUCAAAAUAAUUAAAUGGAGACUACACAGUGGAUUUACCAUCCAAUAUGUACAUAAUGUUUUAAGGAGAAAGUAUGGGGUAAAAUUUCCCGCUACUUUCACUGCAUUCUAUACAGAAUGCAUUAAAAUUGUAAAAUAAAAUGAUAUACAUAUAUUCAAGGUAUUUCUAUGAUGCACUAAUUAAUAGGUCUUCAUGCAGCUGCAGUUAACCCUUUCCCUCAUCCAGAAGAAACCCUUAUCCCAUCAACUUUGUCAAAGCACAAGUACAAAGUGGAGAAAACUGAUACAAGCAGCCUGCUUGAUUGACAGCUCUGAAGGGUUGGCUUACAGCUUCAGCUAUUUUUACAAAUCCCUGCAAAUCUAAACCACACUCAGAGCUGAGUAUAGUCCAAGGGGGCUCUCUGUACCAUCACCCUUGCAGUUGUGCUAAGAGUAACCCUUUAAUGUACAUUCAUUAUAGAUGCAUAGAAAUGGGAGAACAUUCAUGUUAAAAUAUGGAUAUUCUUUUGAACUGUGUGGGGAUCUCUUCCUUCUGAUACCUCAAUCAUUCAUACACAAAACUUAUGGACUACUAGGGCAGGCAGCCAAUCCCAGACCUCUCAGCUGAUCUGUUAGUAUUCGUGGAGGGAGUCUAAUUUACAAAUACUAGCAGAAGAAAAAAAGUAGACUUUGUAGAUGAUGGAUUGUAGAAGGGAGCCAGAUUGUUUUUGUUCUGUAUUGUUUUUUUUUUGCAAUAAAGGUAGUGCAGUAUUCAGUAAAGUCAAAUAUUCAACAGUUGCUUCCAUCCAUUAUACAUUAUGCAGGAAACAUUCCUAAACAUAAAUGUUUAUUUGUAGGAAUUAACAAUAUUUUAAUUGUUUAUCAGGAAACGAACUUCAGCACCUAUACAAACUGGGCGCAAAUACUGGAACAGAUUAUGGUUCUUGUUUUGGUUGUCGGACGGUGGCUUGCACCAAAAGGAGAGAUGAAUAGAGACCAACUUACACAACUUCUCCUGCUCUAUAUUGGUUUAGGAGCUGACAUUUUGGAUAUGUUAAAUAUGAUAAAAACACCCGGAGUGGAUACAAAUUGGCAAGUAGCCAUUGCGGGAUUAUGUCUUUUCAGCUGUGCACUCUUGCAGUUCACACUAGUGCUCACUCAGUCCUCCGACCCUCCGGAAACAAACAAUGAACAAGACACACAAACGCCCGUAAAUGGAAGCAGGAGAUCUUGCUGCGCAAGCGAAGUAUGGAGCCUACUAUCUGGACUGUGCCAACAGGAUGGGCCUUUCCUUGUCUUCCGCCUUUACCUUUCAAUUGGAAAGCAAGUGAUUGAUGAAUUGAUGAUAUUCUUCAUAUGCAAAAAUGCCCUGACAGUCAUUAUAGAAAUUUACAGGAUUAUUAUAAUACAUGUUAGACACAGGAGGCAAAAUACAUAAACCUAUUGCAACAGGAUUAGACCACAAUCUGAAAAGCCACUCUAGCCUCAGUUUAAUAUUGUUGGAUAAGC